AUGCAUCUCAUCAAUAUCAUCAUCCUAUCUCUAAGUCUCGGUACAUACGCCAUGCCCGUCUCAAACAACGGAGCAGUCUCAAUCCCCAACAUAGACGGCACCAGCGAUACCGCCGAGCUGUGGAAAAAAGGCAAUGCCGCCGUCUCCAUCCCAAACGCAGAUGGCACUUCCGACACAGCUGAAUUGUGGAAGAAGGGAAAUGCUCCCGUUGAGAUUCCCAAUGGAGAUGGAUCGACGGACACAGCAGAGUUGUGGAAGAAGGGGAAUGGAGCUGUAGAGAUUCCGAAUGCGGAUGGGGGGAAUGAUGUUGCGGAGCUUUGGUGCACAUUGGCAAUUUUGGAUUCUGUUGAGUUUGGGUUGUGA
Molecule: messenger RNA, 363 nt
Organism: Sclerotinia borealis F-4128
Lineage: Eukaryota; Fungi; Ascomycota; Leotiomycetes; Helotiales; Sclerotiniaceae
Source: the annotation of a GenBank genome assembly